GUGAUUAUGACUAAUUGUAUUGUAUGUUUACAUAUUGUUUGCUGAAUUGAAUUUGAAAAUGUGCCAAAUACGAACUAAGCUGAAAUAGAUGAAGUCCGCGAUAUAAGAAACGUAUCGGAAUAGUUUAUAGGUAGAGAUUUCAAUAGAUCAAAACAGAAAGAGGAAGUAAUUUGGAAAAAAGGAAUGCGAUCUAGUUUUACUUUCUAUUUUGGUUCAUAAUUUUAUUUCACUUUUAUUUAAAUGAUAAUCGACCAAAAUAUUAAAUGGUAUUUAUUAAUCAUAAACUUUAUACACAAUUCUAAACAAUAUGACGACUGGUAGUUCAGACAUUGAUCUAGUUACAGAAUACUUGAUUAGUGUUAAUAGGGAAAACAAGGGUGACUUAAAGUUAAAAAAUGCUAUUGAAGCACACAAUGAAUUUAAGGAUAAGUUUACAAAGUAUAAAAAGUUUUAUGAUGAUCACCAGCGACAUGAAGGUCUACAGGCUACACCAACUUCACAGGAUGCUCCCAAAUCACACGAAAAACUACGGACUGAAAUUGAGAAACUGAACUUCGAAAAAGAAAAUAUGCGAAAACAAAUUGAAGAACUACGGACAAGGCUAAGUACUUUGGCAGGCCAUAAAAUGAUGGACGGAAAUCCUGAUAUUGCAGAUUUAAGCGAUCCGUUUAGACCGACAAAGCUCGCCGAAGAAUUUCGAGAAAUUUACGACGAUGACUGGACGCAUGCUUUUGAAGAACUGGACACAAAUUCUAAACCUGAAAGUGACAAUAUAGACACUCUUACUUACCUCAUAAAGGAAAUUCAAACAUUUUGCACAUACUCCAGUUCACAACAAAUUAUUGCAAUGGAAAAAGUAUGUAAAGACGAGUUGGUAAAUCCAAAGGUUCAUAUCCUAAAACACAGCGAAAAAAUGUGCGGAAAGACACCAUCAGAGAUGAAUAAUACACAGUUAGAAAUCACACACAGAAUGAUAUGUGACCUGAGGAAGUCUAUGGGAACUUUGUCUGUUAGACCAUUGGUCCAGAUAUUUCAUGAAAAAUGGGUGAUAAGAAUGAAACAGGAAGAGAAGUUACCAUCCACUUCCAAACAUAUUGAAAAUUUUGUAGCAAAGGCAUUUGAAGUUAUAUGGCUGAUGACGAUUCAGAACCCGCCAAUGGUAUUAAAGUGGCAGAAGUGUGGUGAACCGGUUGACAAAGAAAGAUUCACUUUCUAUACAAAAAGAGGGAAUACAAUUAAACAAACAGUAUGGCCUGCAGUGUUACUUCAUGAAUCCGGACCUCUGAUGUCGAAAGGUGUCGUUCAAGCACAAUAAAAGGACAUUAAAUAUCCGAGCAGACGACAGAAAAAAAGGAUGUUGUAUAUAUUUGAUACUGUAUAACUAUAAUGUAUUAUUUUUUUAGAUUAUAUUUGAAAAUAAUGUGAUAUUUUUAAAAGAAAUUUGAUGUGCAUGCUUGAUAUAAUACUGUAUUCCGUUGAGUUUUGUUUGUUAUAAUGAAGUCGAACGGAUCUGAAUGUAGACUUUCCGGCUCUUCCUCCUUGUGCAUUAUUUCAGAAUUAUUCAUUAGUCCAAAAAACGGCAAGGGACUUUAGCUAGAAGUCCAAAGUCGACGAUCAUAACCUCUUUCUAACGCAGGGUCCUACGUGCUGACCUCUUAAACAUAUAUUAAACAAUGUUAUAAAAUAUUAUGGUUGUAUGUGGUCAAUAAGACUAAAAUCAGUUUCUAAAUAUUGUUAUGUAAGAUCCUAACUUGUUUGAAUGUGUAUGCAGUUUUGUUUUUGAUUUCUUAAUACGGUUAUUUUUGAAUCAGUAAAUAAUUUGUUCCCAGAUGAAAUGUGACAAUUAUAUUGUUCCUAUAUAUAAGAUACACUUACCUUUGUAAAUUGAUACAAAUGACUAAACAAAAUUGAUGUCUGCAAAACUAAACUAAGCUUCUGACGGAGCACAAAUUAAAUGGCUAAGAUAUGGCCGAGGGAAGAGUUAUCCAUUCAUAUGGUUAGAUAUAAUGGAGACAUUAUUAAUUUAUUUUCCCUUUAAUCAGUUAAUUUAUCGUCUUUCGGAAACACUUUAAUGUUCUUCGGUAAGUUGAAAUUUAACAAUUUGAGAGACCUUGUUCCGAAUCCGAUCCAGAGGAUUUAACAUUGAAUUCGGCUAUGAUAAUACUAAAGGGUGCGAAAUGUUAAUCCUUUACCUGCUGGGGAAUAUCACUGACUGCAAAUAUAGAGACAGGCCUAUUGACCAGCUCAAUUUUGAAAACAUUUGAACAUUAUUUAACUUCCGAAAUUCAAAGAACGGCAAUUCUAUUAUGAAAAUAACAAAUAAUUAAAUAACCCAAACGUGGCAGGUAUGUUAAUAUGUCUUGUAUGAUUACAUUGAUGCAUUUCCAAAACUACGAACACUGUGUCAAGACAAAAUAAGGUUUCGUUGUUUAAUGUUGAUAUUUUUUAAUCCUAAUGUUAUGGAUAUUAGCUGCUUUGAUUCCGAACUUUCCUUUUAAAGUUCUGGGGAUUUGAAAUACAAUAGUUAAGCUACCAACAGCUUUUAGGCUAAUUAAAAAUAUUCUAACUUAAUCAUACAAUUCUUAUGUUCAAAUGAUUGCAUACACGAGUGACUGUUUUGUUUUAUAAAGUAGUGAACAGCUCAAAGCUCAGUUCAUGUGAUAUAUCGACAAUAUUGUUAAUGUUAUUGAAACGGAAUAAAAGUAAACAAAUAAUG
This is a messenger RNA of Ruditapes philippinarum (Manila clam), 2716 nucleotides long. RefSeq lists its product as uncharacterized. Bases 308 to 1315 code for a protein of 335 amino acids. Gene Ontology annotation, cellular component: mitochondrial outer membrane. The transcript is spliced from 6 exons. The record is from RefSeq and is a predicted model, not a curated record. Gene Ontology annotation, biological process: mitophagy by internal vacuole formation; mitochondrial protein catabolic process. NCBI's taxonomy places the organism in Eukaryota, Metazoa, Mollusca, Bivalvia, Venerida, Veneridae.